This is a messenger RNA of Pecten maximus, 3112 nucleotides long. RefSeq lists its product as uncharacterized. The transcript has 2 exons. Gene Ontology annotation, cellular component: membrane. Bases 127 to 1239 code for a protein of 370 amino acids. Gene Ontology annotation, biological process: G protein-coupled receptor signaling pathway. NCBI's taxonomy places the organism in Eukaryota, Metazoa, Mollusca, Bivalvia, Pectinida, Pectinidae. The record is from RefSeq and is a predicted model, not a curated record. Gene Ontology annotation, molecular function: G protein-coupled receptor activity.
AACACACGUCGUUGUUCAGUAGAAUAGGAUAGCGCCAAAGCAGUAAUAACAGUCACCAGAGAGGUCUGGUCUUAACAUUGGUAAAAAAAAGACGGUUGAUGAGCGUUCAGUCAGGUUGUGCAUACAAUGAAAUCAUGGAACCAAUCAGAUUCUGUGUUCGAUGGUGAUGGAACAUUUUCUGCUCUGGAAGUUUUUGGCAUAUGUCUUCAAGUGAUUGGCAUCAUCGAGAACAUUAUUGUGGUGAUUCUACUAUUUUCAAGACCAAAACUUCGAAAACGUGCUCAUGAGUUUUUCAUACUUUGCUUGAGCUUCAGCGAUUUACUUGUAUGUAGUACUAGCCUUAUAUAUUACAUACGACUUUAUAUCAAAACUGAUAUUUCAUCGGAGUUAUUUUGCAGAACGAUCUAUAUCGGAUGGGUCCUGUUUUACGGCACUUCCCUAUUUCUUGGAUUUUUGAUUUCUCUAGAGAGAUUUAAUGCUGUGAAAUUUCAAAGCCAUUCUACGUUCCCCGGGAAAUCUAAAUACUACGUUACUAUCAUACCAACUACACUGCUGUUGAUUUUAGUUGUUAUCAUAGUGAACAGCGUGGAAACUACGGGAUAUUAUCAUCGCUGUAAGGUUGAACGAAUGUAUUCCUAUAACAAUUUGGUUUUCAUACUUGUUUGUACCCAGCUGAUCGUCAUCUUGCCUUUAGUGUUAUUAACCAUUGUCUUGUACGGGGCUGCUGUCUGCAAACUGACAUCUUUACUAAGAAAACAACAACGUGUCAUUAAAGAGAGGAAUCGUCUUAUAGACAUUGGGACAUGCAUACCAACUUAUUUCACAUACUUAAAAUUGAAAUUAAAAGCAAACAAUCUUCAAUCAACUCCGUCAAAGAAAACUGACAGACAUUUUAACAUCCCAUUACUCUGUAAAACUGGCAGGAAAAGUAUCAAUAAUUCCAAAAUUCACCAUAACGCACAGUUUGGUCCAGACCCAGCUUUCAAACAUAACAAUCGCUGUACUAACAGGACAAAGAAGCUGAAAACAGCUCUGAUAACUGUUCUCAUUAUUCUGAUUACAUUGUUUAUUACGUUUAUCCCACACUCCGUUAUCCAAAUGUUAAAGUUGGUACAUAUCCAUCUCCCUGCUGUGGAGUUAAGUACAAGAGUAAUACUUAUUGCACAUCCUGUGGUCAAUCCCAUUUUGUAUGUUUGGCGAAUUAAAACGAUCAGGAAAGAACUGAGGUGUUAUAUUUAAGACGGAAGAUAAAUCCGUAAUCAUAUCACUGAAAAUGAUAAUGAAUAUGUUUAAAGUCUUCAUUUUUUUAAUCCGUUUAUUUAGGGAAAUUACGCAAUGAUUAAACCUUGGGAACUAUAGGUUUCCCCUGUCCGUCUUGUACGUAGGUACUUUACGCGAAAAACAUUGUCAGCGCUCUCGCAGCUUAAUUCCUGUAGGGACUUUGAUCAAACUUCAUGCAAUGGGAUUUAAGGCCAAGGUCGCUAUUACUUUUUUUAGCGGGGACCGGUAGGGGACAUGCAUAUUUUUGUGAGGAAGCAAUUCGAGUUAAUCUAUUGAAAAAAGUAACAGAAAUAGAAACAAGGAGAGCUGACAAAGCGGAGGCUUAGGAUAUAAGUAAAAAAUAUAUACUAUACAUAUAUACAUGUAUAUAUAUAUAUUACCAUUUAAAAUAAUAACAAUGGAAACCACCAUACAGGUGAUAAUAAACCCAUUGUCCGUUAAAUCAUAAUGUCCGAAAUGAGAAAGAACUACAGAAACUUGGAAGUGCCCUCCUCAUCGAUCAUCAAUCUAUCACUACAUAGCUCGAGCUCGUCAUCGGCUGUCUCCAUAGAGCGCUGCAGUAGCCGCUGUUCAUGUACCAGAUCUCCACUGAUGUGAGCUGUUGGGAAUAGCCAUGGUGUCUUCUCUUUAGAAUCCUCCCUCAUCCUCGAAUGUACGGUUUCCGGCAUCCACGGAGCCGCUCCACGAGACGCGGGGCUCACGGUAAUCUGAGGGGAUGCUGUUAUAGCCGUCGUCUCCUCUUAUCUUCCGUGACUAUUUCCUGGUUAUCUGGUAAAAACCGUUUCCAGACUUGGCAACCUUUUACGCGUAAAACAACCUCGUCGUAUGCUUCUUGCGUCCAGAACACUGCGAGCGAAAAUGGCCGAUCUGUUGACACCGUAGACAAAUCGGCGGUCGACAAGGAACAUCAAUCAGGGGAGUCUUCCCAAAUAUCCUCAUUCUGUGAGGGAUCAUGUCCUGUUCGCCUUCUGGUAUGACACGCGUCAUCACUCUGGUAUAGGUUUGGAGCGAAACCUUUGUAAUUACUGUCGUCUCACGCUUUAUAUUGACGACGUUACCAUAAAACCGUCAAAGUGAGUAGCAAUGGCAUCGUCUGACAUACAUGACUGUUAACGAUGUACACGGAUGGUCAGUCUACGCUGGUCACAGGGCUCCGGGUGUAGAGUGAAGUGUUCCCAUUCAAUGACGCCGGUUUCGACAAUCCUGUCAACUUCUUUCUUGGAUGAGACCAUGGCGAACCAGGAAUUUGGAGCCUCACACCGGAAAACGGACUUCAGUUAUUCAGUCGCCAUCCAGGAGAGACUUCUCUGUCUCGAAACGGGUCACGGUUUUUCUUUUGGAACCGGCAACGAGUAACCUGAUUGAUCAUGAACUCUGAUUGAUCAUGAACUCCUCAGGACAUUAAUGUCGAUGUUGGCAUCUGUCAUUAUGAGCGGACAGCUGGCCCCGUUGAACUUAGCUAGCAAAAAGGCCGAGAAGCGAUCUAGAUAUGCUUGUAUAUACGCGCUAAGUCACUUAAUUAAGUGACAAGUAAUCUAUAUCAUGUAAGACCAUAUUUGUUAUAUAUAAACUUUAUGUUUAGUUUAGUCGAGCGAUGUGUUAAUUUUAUGCCAUUGAUUUGGUUUGGUUUGGUUUAUUUUGUUUAACGUCCUAUUAACAGCAAAGGUCAUUUAAGGACGGCCUCCCGUGCGUGCGACAUAUGUGUUUUGGGAGGCUAUGCCAUUGAUAUAUGGCUAUAGUCUAGGUAUAAGACGGGAAAACAUGUUUUUAAUGUAUAUGUAUAUUGCAGAAAUUUGUGUAUUUUAAAAUAUCUAACAUCUAUCUGAUAGAG